AUGUGUCAUUAUGGGAGUAAUUAUAGGCUUGGGGGGAAAUACAUCCACCUUCUAUCAUUAGAUCCAAUCACCACCUUUAACGCUAUCAUACAUGUUUUGGAUUCUGCUUCACUGCCAAAGAAAAUUGCAUUAAUCAAGGACAUUGGUGGAGAUAUUGAAGCAUUAAUGAUGACUUGCACCAAAAAGGGUGGAAGAAACUUUCCUCCACCGAUUUCGUCGCUAAAUAAGCAUGGACAACCUAGUUUCAUUCUUGUACCAGUAAGAGAAAAUGGAAGGUUACAACUGAACAAAGUGAGAAUAAAGAGACCAGAAACUCUUUAUGCUACGCGAGAAGAUGGACGAUUGAGAUUGUUCCUCAUUCCAGAUCAUUAUGUAGAAAAAAAUACAGAAGAAGAAGAGGAGGAAAAACAAGAGCUAGUUGAUGAUGAUGUAAAAGAAGAAUUUACAGUAGAAUCAAAAAGGGAUGACGAAGAGGAAGACCAGGAGCUUGAUGACGAUGUAGAAGAAGAAUUUAUAGUAGAAUCAAAAAAGCGAUAUAAAGAGGAAGAGGAAGAACCAGAACAAGUUGACCAGGACGUAGAAGAAGAAUUUAUAGUAGAAUCAAAAAAGGGGUAUGAAAAAGAAGAUGGAGUGGUUCAAGAAAGCAAUAGAUAUGAGCAAAAAGGCAUUUGUAUUGAAGAGUUGAAGUUUCCUAACGAGAGGUUUAGGAAGUGUCAUGAAGUUCUGAAUCAUAUUGGUCGUCAUGUUCAUGGUAAUCAUCACCAUCUACGUAUAAAAAAAAAAAAAAAGAGAGGGGAAAUAGAAGAGAAGAAAAUGAAAGGAGUGCUACCGAAGAGAAUAAUUCUAAUGCGGCAUGGGGAGUCGCAGGGGAACCGGGACACGGCGGCGUACACCACCACUCCGGACCACAGCAUUCAGUUAACGGAGCAGGGCAAGCAGCAGGCGCGCGACGCCGGCGUCCGCCUCCGCGGCGUGAUUGACAGCUCCGGCUGCUCCCCGGAUUGGCGGGUGCAGUUCUACGUCUCCCCGUACGCCCGCACGCGAUCGACGCUACGCGAGGUAGGUCGGUGUUUCUCGAAGAAGAGGAUUAUUGGCGUGAGGGAAGAGUCGCGGAUUCGAGAACAGGACUUCGGAAACUUUCAGGUGGAAGAGAGGAUGAAGGUGGUAAAGGAAACCCGCGAGCGGUUCGGGAGGUUCUUCUACCGCUUCCCGGAGGGAGAGUCCGCCGCCGACGUUUUCGAUCGCGUUUCCAGUUUCUUUGAAUCUCUGUGGAGGGACAUAGACAUGAACAGGCUUCGUCACGAUCCUUCCAAUGAUUUGAAUUUCGUAAUUGUUUCUCACGGGCUGACAUCGCGUAUUUUCCUGAUGAAGUGGUUCAAGUGGACGGUUGAACAGUUUGAGCACCUAAACAAUCUUGGGAACUGCGAGUUCCGUAUUAUGCAGCUGGGAAUUGGUGGAGAAUACAGUUUAGCUGUUAAUCAUACAGAGGAAGAAAUGCAGGAAUGGGGACUCUCUCCUGAGAUGAUAGCUGACCAAAAAUGGCGUGCCACCGCGUGCAGGGGUGACUGGAAUGAUCAGUGUCCCUGGUACCUUAGAGAGUUUUUUGAUAAUCUUCCUGACUCUUCUGAUGACGAUGAAGAUGAUGCUGUGGAAAAUGAAGGUGAAACUAAUUCUUCAAGUGAUUGUACAUAG
Sphenostylis stenocarpa is the source of this 1692-nucleotide messenger RNA. The record is from the annotation of a GenBank genome assembly. NCBI's taxonomy places the organism in Eukaryota, Viridiplantae, Streptophyta, Magnoliopsida, Fabales, Fabaceae.